Messenger RNA from Schistosoma guineensis, 3379 nucleotides. NCBI's taxonomy places the organism in Eukaryota, Metazoa, Platyhelminthes, Trematoda, Strigeidida, Schistosomatidae. The record is from the annotation of a GenBank genome assembly.
AGCAAUGAGACGCAGAAAUAUAAGUUGGAACGAUACAAUUUGAUGACAACUAACUCCGAUGACCAGAUAUCUUCAUCUGUUGGAAUAGAUGAUGCUGUAGCACAGUUUGAAACAUAUGAAGACUAUCUAGAUUCUCAGAUAACGGCCACUGAUCUUUUUUAUUUGGAGGUUUACCAUAUUCUUUAUUCAUUACCUGAACAUUUUAAGGAUGAGGAAAUAGCUCGACAACUUGUUGAACUAGGUUACAGAGGAUCAGGUGAAACACUCAAACGUGAGGAGUUCAACAGUCGUAAGAAAGCACUUGCUGAGGCAAUGCUAGCUAAAGAGCAACAAAAAAAUGCAUUGUCUUCUUUCGGUCUGAAGAUAACGUGUCCAUUCCUCCAAGCUUUAGCUGAGCGGGAAGGUUCUAAUCGAACUGGUCAAAUGUCCACUAUUAUUUUUAUUAGAGAUAAGAAUUCACGUGGUCAAGAAAUAUCGGGCUACAUAGAUUAUGCACAUCGUUUGAAAUCUGAGGACUUCACAGUGUACUUUAAAGAAAAGAAAAAGUUGCUCCCAAGAACAGGAGAUCUAAGGUAUAUUGUAAAACAGUGUGUUUAAUUUGCUUAGCAAGUCGAUUUUACUAUUUUUAAUAGACAGCAGUUAGUUUUUAUAUGAUUUUAUUCAGAGAAUCCCAUAGUUAUAUCAUUAGGUUCGCAAAAGAAUCAAAAUGCAGAAACUGAAAGACAUUUUAUUUUAAGAUAUUGAAUAAACGAAUUGUUUCUAGAGCCUCAAAGUUCCACUGGAUCAACCAUGGUACAAUAAGUAUGCAGUAAUUAAACUUCCUAGUAAUAUUGAAACCGUUGAUCUAUAUGCAUUUAUGACCAAGUUUCGAAACAGACUCAGAAAGCCUAAUUGGCCUUUGCCAAAAUGUGUCACUUGUAAAGUAGGUGAGAUGCUCGUUUGCUAACUAAAAGAUAAAUAUACUGUGCAGCAGCAAUCUUUAUCCCACUUUAUGGAUGCUAAGCAUGAUCAUUAAAGCUAAAGGACACUUGGAGGUUACUUUUGUUUGAUUUUAGGUAUUUUAAAACACAGAUUGAGUAUUUUGGGACCACCAAUCGAUCAGUGCUAAUGUUAAGCAUAAGAUUUUAAAUGAAGGUGUUUAUUCAGUUGAUGAGGUAAUGAAGGCUCAUCAGCUGAGGUGGUUUGGAUAUGCACCACGUAGGCCUAACCACCGCCUAUCUCGUCGAGAGGUUUUAUCUGAAAUAGAAGUAGGUUAAAAGAAAGGUAGGGUCCGAAAAAUCAAUACGUGAUAGCAGUUUGGGAAGUUAUUUGUGUGGCAGACAUAUUGGUAAAUACAAACUACAUAAUUGGGACCCGAGUGAUAAUCAUAACCAAUGGUUGUAGAAGUUGAAUGAUAUGGCUCACAGUCGUUCGUAAUGACCCAGGUGCACUCAUUCUUCACAUCGUUUUAGAUCAUGAGUCCCGAAAUCGCUUCAUGGGUGUUUCAUUUUUAUAUAUCUAACAUUUUCUACUGCUGCUGAUGCUGCUACUUCUACCACUCUAGCAUUUGUGUUGAUAACUUUUACUCUUCGUUAAUGUGAUGUAGCAACUUAAACCGAUGCACAAAUAUCCUAGUUUAUAAGGUGAAUAUUACUAACUGACUUCCGGGCUCAUACUCAGCUAUUUAACUUCCUAAAAUACCACAAUUUUGUUAAAUAAGGCCAUUUUAGCUAAGAAAGUUUGUGCACACUAUAAUCCUUUAAAACACUGAAGGAAUAAUCAGGCUGGGUAUUUUUCUAAAAAUGUGUUUAACUAUUCUAAAGUGAAACAUAAAGUAGUUUUUAAAUCAAAGAUGACUGCAUGGUAUGGUGCAUUUGGUUGGUUUUUCUGACGAUAUGCUUUUCAUUUCUACGUUUCCAAAGAUUUUAAAUAAUCCCGCAGCAUGUAUUUAAAAUGCUCACUCUUAUUCUUAUAAAUACAAUAUCUCUAAUCUAUAGUUCUUAAAUUUCUAAUGUUAUUCACAAAUUCUUGAGAAUGAAUCCCUCUCCACCUAUUCAUUUUUAACUACCUUAAGUUCAGUCUCCCAACUAAUUCAUCCAUUUGGAAACAAGGACACACACUUAUCUUAAAUCAACACCUAAGUUGGCUUUUAUUAACAAGAUUCCAUGUGCAAAUAACUGUUUGAAGUAUGAAUAUUCCACACAAAAACUAAUAUAUGUAAAUAUACGUUAACUUAAUUCUUAGUUUCUACAAUUGGGAAACUCACAAUGUUGUAGCCAAUUCAUCACCGAAUUAUACUGUAAUAACAGAAAAUCCUAAUGGCCUUCUUUUGAAGAAUAAACGUGAUAGAAAAAUUUUAAAUGUUGACUCAACUGUAAGUUAUUGUUUCGUAAGUUUUGAUCGAAAAAUUGCAUGAAUUUCUAGCAUUAUUCAAGUAUGAAUUUUUCAGGCCUGAAUUUAGACAGCUUUUAUUAAUAGCUCAUUAUACAUUAGAAUUUCAGGCUUCCUUACCAAUCAUCACAUGAGAGAACUAAACGUUUAUGGAUAAUAGCAGAAUAUUUUAAACCGUACAUUACCACACUUCCGAACCUUAUCAACUAAGUCUGAUGUUAACUUGUUUAGCUUUAAAUGACAUUUAAAAAAUAGAUAAGGACUUGAUUACUGUAUAUCAAUUCCUUGUACUAAUCAUAAGAUUUGUGUAGAUGGUUUGACUGAAUCCAAACAUUAAGUAUAACUUAAAUCCAGUCUUAUUAUUUAUUUAAUAUAUUUUCAAACUUUGUCAGCUUAAUGAAUGUCUAACUAGUGAUUUGAUUGUAUCAGUAAAAUUAAAUUGUUCCCUUAGUUUUCAAUCCUCAUGAUAGAAGCAACAUUACCCAAGAGUUUUAAUUCAUAUUUUUAAAUGAAUAUAAACAAUUACCUCUAGGGGACAUUUUUAUAAUUCCAUGAUCAAUGCGUAAUUUUUAGAUUGUUCUACAAAUCAAAAACGUUGAUCCCUGAAUUUAUUAUACUACGAAAAUAUUACUUUUUUUACACCAUAUGUCUUGUAAUUAAAUAUCGCACUGUUUAAUUUUUAUUCAUUUCAGGCUGCAUCCCCUGGUGAUAAUUCCAUAAGAACAAUCGUCGAAACUGACAAGUAUCUUCAAGUUGUUAUCUACGAUCAUAUAACUAAGAGAAAAACGUGAAUGUUUAUUUUCCCAUUUCUAAGUACCCUACUAAAUUAUCAUUUUGAUAAAGGAAACUCUGAAUGAUUUUAACACAAAUUAUCAUAUUUCCGAAAAGUUAAACGUUAUUGAAUUAAUCAACCAUGAUUUUGGAUGCAUUUUACAUAGAAUCUAACUAUCGAUUAACAGUGCUUGUGAAAAUAAUCGUAAUUCAAAUAAAACCUUUUAUUUGAAGUUAA